AUGUCGCUUUCCCAAACCCUUGUCCAGCUCGAGGCAUCAUUAACAGCGUUCCUCUCGGUUCUGACCAACGAUGGGGUCAAGAAGGAAUUGCAAGAGCUGUUGCACGAUGAAGAAACUUUGCCAGAUAAUGAGGUCUUAAAGCGUGCUACCUCGGUAGUGGAUAAGCUGGGGGAAAUGCAAUCAAUAUUGGAACCGGCCCACCUCAUCCUCGCGGAUCAUUUCUUUGGAUACACUGAUACCAAAUGUCUCGUUGCAGCGGUAGAUCUAGAUGUUCCUGGCCAUCUCGCCGAGAGUUCAAAGACAUUGGAGCAGUUGGCUAAGGCGACCAAUGCAACGCCACUUAGGCUCGGCCAAAUCCUUCGUCCUCUCUACACCAAGGGGGUCUUGUCCUAUGAACCUGCAACAGAGAAAUAUGUUUUGAACCAUGUAUCCAGACUAUUACUCAAGGAUCAUGUAACUCAGUGGCAUAACUGGGUGACUCUGUACGGCAAUCAAUUUUUCGAUAUCGCAAGAGGCAUCCCGGGAGCUGUUCGUGCAGGCUCUACUCGAUGCGCUGCACAGGUCAACUUCGACACUGACUUGGAUAUGUUUGCUCAUUUUGAAAGCCAAGGCUGGAUCCCGCAACUACACAAGACCCUUGGAGGGGGUGCUAAGGCCAUGGCCCCUGGAAUUCUGGCAGAUUAUCCUUGGCAUGAGAUUGGAGAUAAAACUGUCAUGGAUAUCGGAGGAGGCAGUGGAGCUCUACUGGCUUCGCUCCUACGAGCUAACCCUGGGAUGUCGGGAGCUCUAUUUGACCGGCCGGCGGUGAUAGAUCACAUCAGUCCAUUCUUCACUAAAGGUGAAGCAGUGCCCAAGUAUGAGGUUUACACAAUGAAGUGGUGCCUCCAUGACUGGGAUGAUGACAAGGUUGUUAAGAUUCUGAACAACAUUCGGGAGGCCAUCAUUGUGACCGAAUCGAGCCGCUUGGUAGUAUUGGAGUCCGUCUUGUCCGACACUCGAAGUGGAACCAUCAUGGUGAGUGGCGAAAUAGUCAAAGGAGACCUUGAUGCCGAUGGCAGGGUGAUCCUCUACAUUAUCAAAGCUGAUGCCACAUCGUACAUCAACUACAUCAAACCCAUUAUUCUCGCCGAAGAGCUAAAGGCCCCAUAUGUCCUUUCUAUCAUCGAUACCAAGGACGAAUGGUUCUACAAGAUUCAUCCAGAGCGAUACGUCCCAUCUCUUAAGGACCGCGAUCCAGAAACUGGACAAGAUGUCAUUGUUUUCGAAGGCACUGCCUGUCUCCAGUAUCUAGCGGACCGAUCGGAUAAUAAUGGAGAGUGGGCUGGAAGAACAGCAGCCGAGAAGGGAGCUGUACUUUCAUGGACGGCCUAUCAGACCGCUGGACUGGGGGCUACGGCAAAGUACUGGCUCUAUUUUCUAAAAGGGUACCCGAGCAGACAGGAGCCAGUUCAGCUUCCAAGAACAAUCGAGAAACUACAUCAGAAUACGACUAAGCAAUGGGAUAUCCUCAACAAACGCCUGACAGAACCAGGGCAGAAAUACAUUGCUCUAAAGGACCGCCCCACGUUGGCAGACUUGUCUUAUCUUCCCUUUGCCAUGCCUUGGAUGUUUAAUCUGUUUGGUGUAGACAUAAAGGAUUGGCCAGCUGUUGACGAGUGGGCUCAAAGAAUGUUGGACCGGCCAGCUUGUAAGACUUGGAUCUGUGACAUGGAUGUAGCCUUCUUAUCCAGGCUUCAUCAAGUCCGUGAUGUUGGGGCCGGGAAACCCUUUCCCUCAAACAGAUAUCGUUUCCCCGGUGGCCAAGGGGACGCAGCCAAGUUUCUCCACGGCAAAGAGAACAGUGUUAAAUGGGAGUCAGAGUAUGGACCCAUCUACCGUAUAUGGUCAGGUCCAAAUCCUGAAGUUGUUCUGACAAGACCUGAAGACGUCCAACAAGUCUUCAAGGAUUCAGAUAAACACAUCAAAGCAGUCAAUAACAACUCCGGGUAUUUACUGGGGCAGCUACUCGGAAAAUGCGUUGGUCUCGUGAGCCAGAAUGAAUGGAAACGAGUGAGAGAGGUCUCAGAAGUUGCAUUCGUACGAAGCACGGUACCGAAAUACUUGGAAACCAUCCAGAAGCGAACUGUACGCCACUUCAAGACCCUUGGAGCCGGCGAGAACUUGGCCAACGGAGUCAUCGAUCCAGCAGCAGACCUGAAGAUGCUCCCUUUUUGGAUCAUCGCUGACGUGCUCUACGGAAGUUUAUCAAAGGAAAUGGAAGACACUCUUGCCAAACUUGCACCUCUGCGCGAGGGCAUAUUUCGCAAGGUUAUGCAAGGCGACGACUUAUCCAGAUUCAAUUGGUCACGGUUCUUCCCGACCAAAACCAACAAAUCUCUUGAGUCAUUCAAAGAGCAGUGGAUUGGGUUUAAUAAGGACGCCCUUGCUCGAGCUGUCUAUGUUGGAUCUUGUCCGCCGGUUGUGGACCUCUAUAAUGCUGUGGCCACCGGGACAAUGUCCCAGGAUCAUCUCUUGCACACGCUCGAUGAGAUUCUCUUUGCCAAUCUAGAUGUUACAUUAGGGGCUAUCUCCUGGAAUCUUGUGUUUUUAGCUGCCAAUCCUGAACACCAAUGUCAUAUCCUUGAUGAAGUACGAGAAUGGAAACAAAGCCCAAAGGCAGGAGACUUCAACAACUACUUCACAGACUCAACCACCUAUCUAUCGGCAUGUAUCUCAGAAUCAUCCCGUCUACGGCCCCUCGCUGCAUUUUCUGUUCCGCAGGCAAUUCCAACAGAUCGUGUCAUUAACGGUUAUCUUUUCCCCGCUGGCACCAACUUUGUCGUCGAUGCAUAUGCUCUGAAUCAGCGAAACCAGUUCUGGGGAAGAGACGGUCUUGAAUAUCGUCCAGAGCGUCAUCUAUCUCUCAGUCCAGUCAAAUCCAGGUAUCAGUUUUGGAGGUUCGGAUUUGGGCCGCGGCAGUGCAUGGGAAAGUAUGUGGCGGAUGUUAUGUUGAGAGUAAUUCUGGUUCAUUUGGUAGAGGGUUAUGAAUUGCAACUCAGCGAUGACCAAGCCGAAGAAUGGAAGAGGGAUCCCGAUACAUGGAUAAAUCACCCAGAGAUGAAGUUGAAAUGCAUAGUCAGACAGAAAAGUUAG
Molecule: messenger RNA, 3132 nt
Organism: Fusarium tjaetaba
Lineage: Eukaryota; Fungi; Ascomycota; Sordariomycetes; Hypocreales; Nectriaceae
Product: cytochrome P450 monooxygenase monooxygenase
Exons: 10
Coding region: 1-3132 (1043 amino acids)
Molecular function (GO): oxidoreductase activity, acting on paired donors, with incorporation or reduction of molecular oxygen; heme binding; iron ion binding
Source: RefSeq, a predicted model, not a curated record